AUGUCCAUCCCCCCACCGCCCCCCUCCCCACCCGCCGCUCCCCACCCCCUUCACACCGAACUCGCCCUCCUCGAAAAGUUCCACUCCACCCUCCGAAUCUACCGCGACCUCUUCUCCAAGCCCGGCGCGCGCACCGUCAACUGGGCGCCACUCAUGGACGUCAAGUAUGAGCAGCUGGUCAAGCACAACCAAGCGCUGAAGGGGCUCAAAGCCGCGCUCGACGAGACGCCGGAGCGCACGCGGGAGGAUGAGGAAACGUAUGCGAGGGCGUGGGGGUUGUAUCUGGCUGCGCUGGAGGGGUAUGGUGAGUUGUGCGAGAUCUUGAAGCCGAGGCCGGGAGGGACGGUGGCGACGGUGGGGGUGAGGGGGUUGGAGGGAAGGAGGGGGGAGGGGAGGGUGGAGUGGGGGGUGGGGGAUGUGGGGAGGGAGGGGUGGAGAGGGAGUUAG
This is a messenger RNA of Morchella sextelata, 447 nucleotides long. RefSeq lists its product as uncharacterized. The transcript has a single exon. The record is from RefSeq and is a predicted model, not a curated record. NCBI's taxonomy places the organism in Eukaryota, Fungi, Ascomycota, Pezizomycetes, Pezizales, Morchellaceae. The coding region runs from base 1 to 447 and encodes 148 amino acids.